UUUUCUCCCAAGGUCUACACGAUGAGUGACAGACUCGUAAGCAACUUGGAUAAACUCCUGCUUGAGUUCGUUUUCCAGCUAAAACAAACUUCUUAUGCAAAGGAACAUGUAAAUCAACAGAUAAAUUUGUAUUCUUCAAAAAUCACAGAAAAAAGGAAUGAAAUUGCUAGAUUGCAGGAAAAUAUAAAUAACUGCAAUGAUGCAAUUGCUGAUUUACGCAAGCAAAAUGAGAAUUGUAAGGACAGCUGUAACGUCUGGAAGCCCACAUAUGCAAUUCUUAGCAAGCAUGAAGAAUAUGUGAAGAAUGAACUUGAAGUUUUACAAGAAGCUACAGAAAAUGAGAGGAAAAUGUAUCAAGAUUACAUAAUCCAGUAUAAGGAGACUCUGAAGCAACACCGUGAAAAAUAUGCAGAAACUGCCCUUGCACAGGAAUAUUACAAAAAAAAGAAAGAGCUUGAGGAAAUCCAGAACAGAAUUCAGAAACGGUCUGAACAAUAUAAAUUGAAAGAAGAUGCUGACUUGGACAUGCUUGAGCCUGCUCCUUUUAAAUCCAUUAAUGACUGGGCUUUGUAUAUUGCUUCUUUGAGACAAAAAACACAGGAAAUGUUAAAGCUUGCUGAAACUGCUACACAAGAAUCAACUGAACUAGAAAAAGAAGCAGACGAAAUAGAAAUGAAAAUUAAUUAUCUUAAAAAAACAUUUGAAGAGACCACAGAAGAUCAAAAUAAUUCAGAAAUGAUUGAAGGAAAAAAUCUGAAAAGUCUAGAGAAACCAAAGGAAUUUAAAGAAAGGAUAUUUGAAGAGAGUGAACAUCCUUCUUUGUCACAUGAGAAACAUCAGCUGUACAAACCAUUACAGCUCCCAUGCAUUCCUCGGAAAUCAGUCCAGUCUUCACAGACUGCUAGAUUCUCUAUGCAGCAAACAGAAACAGGGAGAGAAGAAAAAGAAAAUCCUAUGGAACAAUCAGUUGCUGCUAGCAGUUCUUCCAGCCAUGCAGAAAAUCCAUCCCAGAUGGUUAUUGGCACUGCUGCAACUACUAAUCUACAGGUUGCCCAAGUUCCAUCAACAGCAAGUUUUCAAAGCCAAACGCAGUUCAGACUGCUACGGCCUCCAAAGCAAGUGACUGCUAAUCAACAGUUUGAGAGUGAAAAAAGUGUAAUAGAAGACCAAGAGGCCAAAUGUGAUGAUAAAGAAGCAGGAGAUGAGCCUAAGGAUUCUUCUUACAUACCUCAAGACAGACACACGUAUUUUAAGCCAAAUGAGAAUAAUCCUGACACAGCAGCAGAAGGUGCAGAACGUUUUCUAAGAGCACCUGAAACACCGGAGUUUGUUGGAACACCUGAGUCAAAGGGGAAGAAAACCCAGUUUUCCAAAACACCUCCAUUUGACUUCAUUCACAACAUGGGCUGUGAAGAAGCAGCAUCAAAAUCUCCUGCUUUCUUUUCUCUUUUGGGCAUCUCCCAGAAGUCACCUGGCUUUAAUUUGUUUGAUUCUUCUGUAUUUGGGGCAGAAAAUUCAUCUGAUGAGAUAGAUGAAGGUUAUUCUGUGGGAAACUUGAAUCCCAUGUCACCACAUAAAGAUUUUGGAAGCUUAUUUGGGAAAUCAGAAAGUGAGGACGCGUUUGCCUUUCCCUUCCCUUUGGAAUCAACUUCUCAUGCUUUUGGAGAUGGCAAAGAUGACUUCAGUUUUCUAUUUGCAUUUGGACAAGAUCAAAGAUCAUCGCAGUCUCCUUCUGUGAAAGGUUUUCAUUCUUCCUUGCAAAAUACAAAGCCAUCUACAUUCUUUUGAAUACCUCUGACUUCCUUUUAAAUUCUUUUCCUACUUAGCCUUGACAAAUGCUU
Molecule: messenger RNA, 1841 nt
Organism: Tympanuchus pallidicinctus (lesser prairie-chicken)
Lineage: Eukaryota; Metazoa; Chordata; Aves; Galliformes; Phasianidae
Gene: CUNH14orf39
Product: chromosome unknown C14orf39 homolog
Exons: 17
Coding region: 22-1788 (588 amino acids)
Biological process (GO): meiotic DNA double-strand break processing involved in reciprocal meiotic recombination; spermatogenesis; oogenesis
Cellular component (GO): central element
Source: RefSeq, a predicted model, not a curated record